GUUUCGAGAGGCGCGCUCAGGAGUCUCGGAUCGGGCAGAUAAACUUCUGUAACUGAAACGACGGGAUCCGUUUAUUGAGCUGGGCGCUUUUGGAUUUUCGCCGCCUUGGUGGAUUCGCUCAAUAAAGCUGUUUGUUUGCCCCAGAGCGCUGGCACAAUGAUCUGCUCCAGAUCGACAGAUUAGAGGUGAGUUGGACUUUAACCUGCUGGAGAACGCUGUUGGAUUCCCCGCUCCACUCCCCUCCGCCCGUGGAAAGUGACUAUCUGCUCUUUGCCUGCGUGUUUUGAGAAGAUUUAUCCCUGAUUAAAACUACUGGAACCAAGUUUAGUUCAAAAUUUACAGGAGAUUUAAGGAACCUCUAAACUCUUGCCUGGUACCACAGUUUUCCCUUGUGGCAUUACAGUAAUUGCUUGGCGCUAACAUCAUCUUGUCAGAUUGGAACUUGUAAUUGGGGCAUUUCACCACCGUGAGCAAGUACAAAAGGACUGUCAACUGUUCUCACAGACUUUCCUUCAGUUUCAAGCAGCUUGCUCACUGAUGUGUCUUGACUGUGGUAUCUGCUGGUGUCUCCUGAACCCUGUUAAUAAGAAAUCCAUGUGAAUUUGGACGCUUUCUGCGCUCUUUGACGCUCACCGGUGUUCCUCUCUUUUGCUUAUCUCAAAGGUGGAAAUCUUAACUCCGAGGGUGUUUUGUUUUUUUUUGUAUUCUUUUUGGCACUGAGAUCUCUGCGUUUCACCACAGAUAGAGAGAAGAACAGCCAUGGAUUUGGGAAAUGAUGUGGAUUUAUCCAACAACAACAUCACACCUUUGUGGAGGCGGCGCACGGACCUCAGUGAAGGUCCCCAAGACUCGAACCAACUCAAGCCACGACCCGUGAGCUACCACGUAAACGGGGUCACAACUGCAGACUUCCCUGUGGGGGACGAUGGAUGCUCCUUCACUUUGAGCCAGCCGCCCCAGCCUUUAAACACAAACACUAUGGUGUUAAAGCAUGUUUUGCACAGACCUUCGGAAAAAAAGCGAAUCGUUCGGAGCAUUAGCAUUGGGCGCCUCUACAGUGGACGCUUCUCAUUGCCCAAGUUUAAAGCUGAGGAUAAAAAAGCCACACUGGACAACAGGGUGUGUAAUGGAAGUAGCAACAAAAGAAAUAACCAGAAUGGAAGUGUUUGCUCUGAAAAUCAUCACCAGGACAUGCAGAGGUCAACCACAAACCCUGUUGAUCUUGACUUGGAGAAAGACCAUGUCUCCUCUGGGACAAACACACUCUCACCUGAAACUCCUACUGACAAUUGUUCUCCACACUCACCAAAUAACUACCACUACGAGCUGUCUUCACAGUCAUCAUUAUCUAGCUCUUCAUCUACAGGGUACGGUACCCUCACCCCCUCUCACAGCUCGUCUUCAAGCAUCCCCUCACUUUCGUCUUUAACCUCCUCAGACCCUCCGACGCCCCGCUCCCCUUCACCAGCUGACAGAGGGAAUUCAUUGCAGUGUCAGACAACCUCCUCAGCAUCCUCAUACGACACCCUGUACGCCUCCUCCUCUUCCUCUCAACUCCCUCCCAACUUCUCCACAUCACCGUCGCUUUCACCUGCUGCAUCCUCCUCUCCGACCAUUGUCCUUAGCACCAACAGCCCUGCUGCUUUAAAGAUGGGCACCCAGCAGCUUAUUCCCAAAGGUCUGGCAUCCGAUGUCCGACAAACCAAGGCGCCUCCUACUGGGACCCAACGGCUGGGAUUGGACCAUUCCAAACGAGCAGUGAAAGUUCUUAGCAUGGUGGAAGCAGGAGGUUACUUUUCUACCGGAGGGGGCCACACCGAAGAGGCAGAGGGAGAGAACGAAAGCCCUGGGGCAUUACGGAGAGGUUUGAGGAGUACGUCUUACAGGAGGGCAGUUGUGAGUGAAGUAGACAAGGACGUUACCUCGGUUGAGUUAAAGAUGCCUGUCAUGGAAGGGCUUGAAAAUCCUGGUUCACUCAACAGCUCAACAAACCUUGCCACCUUAAGUCCAACAAGUGCCGAAGCACCAAAAGCUGCAAGCCCCAGGAUUUCAAAGUCUUCAAGCCCUCGGAUGGAUAAAACUAAAAGCAACAAGAAAAACAAGACUCUAAAUAAGAAGAAGUUGACGUCUCAGCUGACAUUUGACAGUGAAGAAGAGGAGCUCUACCAGAACUACCAGGAGAAAGCCCUGCACAAUGACUCCGAUGAGGACGCUGAUGCAAGGGGACCGAAGCCGGAUCAGGGCAUCGUCGUGCAGUACAGACCCAUACGUACCUCUUGGAGCCAACUGAGCGUGGUAAAGAAAAAUGCCCUGGCCGAACAGCUGAGUCAGGAGGAGCGCAAAAGACAAGAGGCCAUCUUCGAAGUGAUCUCGUCGGAGCACUCCUACCUGCACAGCCUGGAGAUCCUCAUCCGUAUGUUCAAGAACUCGUCGGAGCUCAGUGAGGCGAUGAGCAAGAUCGAACACCACCACCUCUUCUCCAACAUCUCAGACGUCUGCCAGGCCAGCAAAAAGUUCUUUAAGGAGCUGGAGGAAAGACACCAACAGAGCAUAGUCAUCGAUGACAUCAGUGACAUCGUUUGCAAGCACGCCGAGUCAAACUUCGACCCUUACAUCAAGUACUGCUCCAAUGAGGUGUACCAGCAGAGAACGCUGCAGAGGCUGGUCGGUGCCAAGAAUUCUGCUUUCAAGGAGGUACUGACCAGGUUGGAGGGCCACCCAGACUGCAGGAGCCUCCCCAUGAUCUCCUUCCUCAUCCUGCCCAUGCAGAGGAUCACUCGCCUGCCUCUGCUCUUGGACACCAUCUGUCAGAAGACGUCAAAAGACUCGGCACGCUACGAAACAUGCAAGAAAGCUUUGCAAGCCGUGAGCAAGGUGGUGAGGAAAUGCAACGAAGGCGCCCGCACGAUGGAGAGAACAGAGAUGAUGUACACAAUCAACACUCAGCUGGAGUUCAAGAUUAAGCCUUUCCCGCUGGUCUCGUCCUCCAGGUGGAUGGUGAAGAGAGGCGAGCUGACUGCAUUCGUGGAGGACAGCGGCAUCUUCACGAAGCGGAAAUCCCGACAACACGUCUACUUCUUCCUCUUCAACGACGUCCUCAUCGUCACCAAGAAGAAGGGUGAGGACAGCCACACGGUCAUCGACUACGCCCUGCGGGACCAGAUCCAAGUGGGCAGCAGUCAGCCUGAGGACGUUCACCUCUCCCCGGCCAAAAGCCCCACGAGCAUGCUGAGCUCGCGGCAGGUCGGCGCAAACCACCUCUUCCGGCUGUGUUUCCGAAGCAACCACUCCAGCGAAAAGGUGGCGAUGAUCCUCGGAACGGAGUCGGAGAGUGAGCGUGCCCGUUGGAUCAGUGCCCUGGGCCAGAACGACAACGAUGAGAGGAGACACGACAGAACCAAUGUCACGCAGGUUGAGGUGAUAAGAACGUACACGGCGAAGCAGCCAGACGAGCUGUCCCUGCAGGUGGCCGACGUGGUGCUGGUCUCCCAGCAUGUGGACGGCUGGUACGAAGGCGAGCGGCUGCGCGACGGCGAGGCGGGGUGGUUUCCUGCAGAGUGCGGCGAGGAGAUCACGUGCCAGGCCACCAUCGAGCGCAACAUGCAGAGGAUGAACCGGCUGCAGGGGCUGGAGACCAACGUGUGAGCCGCGCCGACCCAGAGACGGUCCGACUGAAGGCUUCGGCUGCGGAUUCAACACCUGCCUGAGUCUCGUCCCGUUUAGCGACAUAGGAGGAGGACGAUAACAAAACCGGAUCCCUCGAUUUAGUCAUUGUCAUCGACGGUGGCCCUGACGGUGGGAAUAUGUCACUGAUUAAUUCUCCGGCUGGUUGAGGAACAACUUCACCCCCCGCCGCAGCCGAAGCAGCUGCUUCAGCACCCUGCCACGUAACAACUGUUGUUGUUAAAUUUAUAAAUGUCUUUUCCUUUUUUCCCCUGUAAACGGCGUGCUGCGUAAUGACUACGGUGGCUCUGUGGGAGGUAAAGCAAACCCAAUUAGAGGGAAUGUGACAGCAGCCCGGGCGCGCGCCCCGCUAACGAGGCACCGGCCGGCCGAUAAAAGGCUUUUCCCCUCCAUAACAUGUGUCUCUACAAGCUGGAACUGUGUUUCAAGCAACAGCCGAGCAGAAGAUAAAACCAAUAACACUAUGUAGAACUGUAAAUACUCAUAACUGAUUAUAAAAAAAAUAAACUCAUUACAAGAAGGGAUCUAUUAUGGGAUCCAGUUGAGGAGAAGGGUCAAGUGUCUGCACGCCCUCAUGAAUCAGACUCCACGUUUAUGUCUCGAGCACCAUUAUUGUCCAGGGUGUGAGUCGUCAUUUAUUGUUACCUGGCUAAAGGGGGGUAAAUAAAGAAAUAAUUUAAAAAAAUGUCCUGGCCAGCGGAUGUCGAUAACACGAUUCCUCAGGCUCUGGACCCAGCACUGAUGUUGACCACAAGCCCUGCCUCCCUCCCUCCACCCCACCAAACAGACACACACCUCUUGGAAUUGUGGGCUUUACGUUUGCACUGAGGAAAACAAAACAAAACAACAACAACAAAAAAAACAAAGCAGAAAUUGAUGCAUGAACAACUUUUGCUUCAACAAAUUCCUCCCUUUGUAACUAUUUUAAAAAAAGACAAAAGAAAAAAAAUGAUUUGCAUGUGUAAAUAUGUACAGUAAGCCUUGUGUUUUCUUAAAAACAGAUUUAUAUUGGAAGAAAAGAAAAAGCGAUUUUAAUUAGUCUCUUAAUAAAAGUGUAAUUGCUUUCCA
Molecule: messenger RNA, 4752 nt
Organism: Poeciliopsis prolifica (blackstripe livebearer)
Lineage: Eukaryota; Metazoa; Chordata; Actinopteri; Cyprinodontiformes; Poeciliidae
Product: rho guanine nucleotide exchange factor 26-like
Exons: 14
Coding region: 760-3645 (961 amino acids)
Biological process (GO): activation of GTPase activity
Molecular function (GO): guanyl-nucleotide exchange factor activity; protein binding
Source: RefSeq, a predicted model, not a curated record